GCUCUGCGCGGUUAUCCUCCUUGCUUCGUUCUGCUAUAGUAUAAGAGUUUCUUCUCUUCUUUCUCGCGCCGCUCUGCCUCUGCCCUCCGCGGACGCCGCCAUUGCCGUCCAUCAGCCGGGUGAACAGCUCUGUGUACUCUCUCCGCCUCCGUCCGUCACCGCGGCAGAUUUGCCUGUCGAAUUCAGUAGAGUACGCGAUUUGUUGCUCGUCUUCCAACUCCCUGUCCGUAGUGCCGUUUCCAAGAGUGCCUGCGUGAGGUGAGGGUCGACGGAGCGGUCGCACACGUGCCCGAGCGGCGCGACCGUGUGCUGCGGGAGGUCUGGACUCCGCUGUAGGCCAGCGGGCGCCCACUGCCGCCCAAAUAUUCCUUCAGUUUACCUUCUCUGACCACAUUGGUAUCUGUGGUUAGACACGGACACCACCGCUCCUAUAAAAAAACUUGGGAAGGCCAGGGGUCGAUCCCGAAGGAAGGAGCACGAACGUAACCGCCCAGCCCAGAGGCCCCAGACCUCAUAUAUCGGCCAAGGCCAGGGGCCGAGAGCAGAGCAUACAGCAGAGAACGAGACAAACAAUGGAGCAUCGCGUCUCGUCGUCGUCGUCGCUCCGGCUCUGCUGCGUCCUGCUGCUCUCGCUCUUCUCAGUGGGCACAGUGUCGGCGCAGCAAAAGUUCGGCAUCAACUACGGGCAGAUCGCCAACAACCUGCCGGACCCGACGCAGGUGGCGAGCCUGCUGCGGUCCAUGAACGUCAACAGGGUGAAGCUCUACGACGCGGACCCCAAGGUGCUCACGGCGUUCGCCAACACGGGCGUGGAGUUCAUCAUCUCCGUGGGCAAUGAGAACCUGCAGACCAUGGCCAGCAGCCCCGGCGCGGCGCGGCAGUGGGUCGCGCAGCACGUGCAGCCCUUCAUCCCGGCCACACGCAUCACCGGCAUCAUCGUCGGCAACGAGGUGCUGGGCAACAACGACACCACCAUGGCGGCCAGCCUCGUGCCGGCCAUGCAGGCGGUCUACGACGCGCUCGCCGCGCUCGGGCUCAGCGGCCAGGUGACGGUCUCGUCGGCGCACUCGGUGAACGUGCUCGCCAGCAGCUUCCCGCCGUCGUCCGGCACGUUCCAGGAGGGCGUGGCGCAGUACGUGAAGCCGCUGCUCGACUUCCACAGCAAGACGGGCUCCCCGUUCCUCAUCAACGCCUACCCCUUCUUCGCCUACAAGGGGAGCCCCGGGAGCGUGUCGCUGCCGUACGUGCUGUUCCAGCCCAACGCCGGCGUGCGCGACGGCGGCCUCGUCUACGACAACAUGCUGUACGCGCAGAUCGACGCGGUGUACGCGGCCAUGAAGGCCAUGGGGCACACGGACAUCGGUGUGCGGAUCUCGGAGACGGGGUGGCCGUCCAAGGGGGACGAGGACGAGGUGGGCGCCACCGCGCAGAACGCCGCGGCCUACAACGGCAACCUCAUGCAGCGGAUCGCCAGGGGCCAGGGCACGCCGCUCAAGCCCAACGUGCCCAUCGACGUGUUCGUGUUCGCGCUCUUCAACGAGAACAUGAAGCCCGGGCCGGCGUCAGAAAGAAACUACGGGCUGUUCUACCCCAACGGGUCGCCGGUGUACGCGAUCAACGCCGGCACCGCCGGCUCCGGCUCCAGCUCCGGCGACGGCGGGGGUUCGUCGGUGGGGAGGUUCGACCCGUACUCGUCGCAGUCCAUGUUCUCGUCCGCGUCCAGAUUGGCGGUAAGAAGAACGUUAUCUUCUUUGACGCUACUGCUGGUAUUGCCCGUGCUGUCAGCAUUGGCAUGCUGAUUGAUUAAAUUAAACUAGUGAUUCAUCACCAUUCAUUGUAUACGGAAGCAUGUAAAUCAGUUAUGGGGCAGGCCGAGAUUCGGAAAUUCGGCACGAUGGCGAUGUCUGUCCCGGAAAGUUUUUCCUUUCUCUGAUUA
Triticum aestivum (bread wheat) is the source of this 1936-nucleotide messenger RNA. RefSeq names its product glucan endo-1,3-beta-glucosidase 14. The record is from RefSeq and is a predicted model, not a curated record. Bases 573 to 1799 code for a protein of 408 amino acids. Gene Ontology annotation, biological process: carbohydrate metabolic process. Gene Ontology annotation, molecular function: hydrolase activity, hydrolyzing O-glycosyl compounds. The transcript is spliced from 2 exons. NCBI's taxonomy places the organism in Eukaryota, Viridiplantae, Streptophyta, Magnoliopsida, Poales, Poaceae.